This is a messenger RNA of Hibiscus syriacus, 791 nucleotides long. RefSeq names its product protein PYRICULARIA ORYZAE RESISTANCE 21-like. The record is from RefSeq and is a predicted model, not a curated record. The coding region runs from base 92 to 742 and encodes 216 amino acids. The transcript is spliced from 3 exons. NCBI's taxonomy places the organism in Eukaryota, Viridiplantae, Streptophyta, Magnoliopsida, Malvales, Malvaceae. Gene Ontology annotation, molecular function: metal ion binding.
UUCUUGCUUCCUUAACCCUAAACCGGCGUUUCCAAAGUCUAGCACAGUUUUCACUUCAAAAUUGAUCUUCAACAGGUCCAACGUAACAGACAUGGCGGAGAAGGUGACGAUAAUGGUGUUGAAGGUCGACCUUCAGUGUUGUCGCUGCUACAAGAAAGUGAAGAAAGUUCUUGCUAAGUUCCCUCAAAUACGAGACCAGAUAUACGACGAGAAGGCCAACACAGUGACUAUCACGGUGGUCUGCUGCGAUCCAGAGAAGCUGAGGGACAAGUUAUGCCGUAAAGGUGGCGGAUCCAUCAAGAGUAUCGAGAUCAAACGACCUCCUAAACCCAAGGACCCCGAGAAGAAACCGGAAAAGCCUAAAGAGGCCGAGAAGAAACCGGAAAAACCUAAAGAACCCGAGAAGAAACCCGAGAAACCGAAAGAACCUGAAAAGAAACCCGAGAAGCCUAAGGAGCCUGAAAAGCCCAAAGAAUCACCGCCAAAACCACCAGCAAAACCUGCUUCUCCACCGCGGCCGCCGGCCUGUCCGCCGGUCGGAUGUUGUUGCGCAGAAUGUUACCAUGGCCAUCCUUGGGGUCCUCCCCCUUGCUACAUUGGUGGACCACCACCUCCUCCCCCAUGCUAUACUUAUGGUAGGCCUGUUUACGAUAACUGGGGCGGCGGCGGCUACAGGUAUUAUUGUGCGAGUCGCGGUGAUUGUUUUAGCGACGAGAAUCCACAAGCUUGCUCAGUCAUGUAACGGUUUUAACAUGGCAUUCUAAAAGAUGAUAUUAAUAGCUUGAAUAUGU